Molecule: messenger RNA, 389 nt
Organism: Drosophila eugracilis
Lineage: Eukaryota; Metazoa; Arthropoda; Insecta; Diptera; Drosophilidae
Exons: 3
Coding region: 1-366 (121 amino acids)
Source: RefSeq, a predicted model, not a curated record
AUGCAACACGUGCAAAACAUAUUUACGCACAAACGGCUGCUGUCAAAAUUUCAGCCGAAUCGGACUCGUAGUUUUGUUUUGAUUGCGGACGUGUCCGCGGAAACGGCUAACACGGAGAAUCACCCGACAAAAACCGACGAUCUCGUAUUGGCAAGCCGCCGAUUGAAGAUACGCGAGAUAGCUGAGACAGUAGGCAUCUCAAAAGACCGCGUGGGUCAUAUCCUGCAUGAGAUUUUGGGCAUGAGAAAGCUGUCGGCGCGAUGGGUUCCGCGUUUGCUCACUCCGGACAACAAAUGCAACCCAAUGAAAUUUGAUGACUUAUUAAACGAGGCCAUAAAGAGCGCAUUCCGGACGGAAUGCUUGUAAAUACGGCGUAUGCUACAUGCCGG